AUGGGCUCUGGCGGCUCAUCUCAGGCAGCCAAACGUGCUGUGUCAGCAAAUACUGCUGAGGCGGACCAAACAGAAGGAUGUCGGAGUGGCAUUAUGCCGACCGCCCAGGAGCACACCAGCCCGGAAGUCCACAGCAAGCUGUACGACGAAAUCAUGAGUUCCAUCCAGCUGGUCUUCGGGCACUUCAGCGAUGGAGUUCGAGGACUUCCGGCGGAACGCCUCGGGCAGGCCAUGCGGAUCCUGGGGAUGAACCCCACGGAGGAUCAGGUCUACAAACACUUGGCAGAUCUUGGUCGCCCAUACAUCGACCAAGCGACGUUUCACCGUUUCAUCCAGGACGAAUUGACAAAGUAUCUCGAACAGGUUCAGGCUGUGGUUGACUAUUUGAAGCAAUAUGAUACGGACAACAAGGGCGCCUUGUCCACUGAAGAAGUUCAAGCAGCGAUCAGAGGAAGUGAGCUGAGCCAGAAGAAGCUCCAGGCUUGCUGGGGAAUCAGAACUUGCAGUAAAGGUCAGCUGGAUAUUGUGGAGCUGGCAACGUGUUUUCUGGAGCUGAGUGAUGAGACGGAAAUGCUUGAGCCAUCGGAGGCAGAGAAAGAGAGAGCAUCUGCGAGUGAAGCAGAUAGCAAAGCAGUCGAAAUUCAGGUGGUCAAAGAUGAUGUAUCAGCUGAUGCCGAGGCACAUGCGGGAGCUGGGGUUCCUUCUUUUGGUGGAAGACAGGAGAGCGCCAGUGGCCCUGCAGCUUACAGCACGAUGUUCAGCGAUGUCAUCGCUUCCACGAACGCGGUCUUCAGAUAUUUCUCCCAGCCUUCUGGAGUUCCCACGGAACGACUUGGACAUGCCAUGGCUAUUCUUGGGAUGAACCCCACGGAAGAUGAGGUCAAAAAGCAUUUGGCAGGUCUCGGAGGUCCAAAAUACAUUGACCAAAAGAUGUUUCACCGUUUCAUAGAGGAGGAAUUGGGAAAGCUGAUUCCGAAAGUUCAGGAAUUGCUCGACUAUCUAAAGCAGUUCGACACGGACGGUAAAGGCGCAUUGUCAGAGGAAGAGCUGCAAGAAGUGAUGAGAGGAAGUGAGCUGAACCAGGACAAAGUCCAGGCCAGGUGGGAGCUGCACGAUGGAAUUUGGAGGAUUUGGAGGUUGUCAUUCUUUAAAGUUUGUCACGAAACUGCAAAGCCAAUCCGUUUAGACACGGCUUUACCACCUGUCUUUCAAUAG
Messenger RNA from Cladocopium goreaui, 1215 nucleotides. The record is from the annotation of a GenBank genome assembly. NCBI's taxonomy places the organism in Eukaryota, Dinophyceae, Suessiales, Symbiodiniaceae.